This is a messenger RNA of Octodon degus (degu), 1318 nucleotides long. It is a transcript of the gene Fgl1, whose product is annotated as fibrinogen like 1. The record is from RefSeq and is a predicted model, not a curated record. Gene Ontology annotation, biological process: negative regulation of T cell activation; regulation of immune response. NCBI's taxonomy places the organism in Eukaryota, Metazoa, Chordata, Mammalia, Rodentia, Octodontidae. The coding region runs from base 97 to 1044 and encodes 315 amino acids. The transcript is spliced from 8 exons.
CAACAGCACAAAUUCUGAGUGCUGUUAGAGAACCUAGGAGGCAGCGCCUCGACCACGCCUGAUUUGUGGCUUUCAUUUCUGACUUUGGUUCUUUCAAUGGGGAAAAUGGUGAAGACACUUGGUUUCAUCAUUGUUGCCACUGUUCUGAUAACGUUUGGGGAAAGCUGGGACGCAGAGAACUGUUCCCAGGAGCAAGCGCGGCUCAGAGCACAGGUGCACCUGCUGGAGACCCGGGUCAAACAGCAACAGGUCAAGAUUGCGCAGCUUCUGCAUGAGAAGGAAAUCCAGCUCCUUGACAGAGGAGAGGAGGAUGGUAUAGUUGACCUUGGCAGCAAGAGGCAGUAUGCAGAUUGUUCAGAGAUUUUCAACGAUGGAUAUAAGAGCAGUGGAUUUUACAAAAUUAAACCUCUCCAGAGCCCAGCAGAAUUCUCUGUUUAUUGCGACAUGUCUGAUGGCGGAGGGUGGACUGUAAUUCAGAGACGAGCUGAUGGCAGCGAAAACUUUAACAGAGACUGGAAUGAUUAUGAAAAUGGCUUUGGAAAUUUUGUCCAAAACAAUGGUGAAUAUUGGUUGGGAAAUAAAAUUCUUCACCUAUUGACCGUACAAGGAGACUACACUUUAAAAAUCGACCUUGAAGAUUUUGAAAAGAAUACCCGUUACGCGCAAUAUAAAAGUUUCAAAGUUGGAGAUGCAAAGAAUUCUUACAUGUUGAAUAUUGGAGAAUAUUCUGGAACUGCUGGAGACUGCCUUUCAGGGAAUUUUCAUCCAGAGAUGCAGUGGUGGGCCAGUCAUCAAAGGAUGAAGUUUAGCACAAGAGACAGAGACAAUGACAACUACAGAGGGAACUGUGCAGAGGAGGAUCAGUCUGGCUGGUGGUUUAACAGGUGUCACUCUGCAAACCUAAAUGGUGUCUACUACAGGGGACCCUACACAGCUGAGACUGACAAUGGGGUUGUGUGGUAUACUUGGCAUGGGUGGUGGUAUUCUUUGAAAUCUGUGGUUAUGAAAAUUAGACCAGAUGAUUUUAUUCCAAAUAUUAUUUAAUUGUACCCUUUAGGCUUUCAUUUCUACAAUUCAUCUUAUUUAAAAUAAUUUGAAAAAUGACAAUUCUGAGCAUACACAUAAUGAUGGCAUUAUUGUGUGUACUAUUUUCAUUAUGUUUACUUGAUUUAUGACUUAGUAUAUUUUGGGUGCAGCAGCUAUACAUUAUUUGCCAAAUAAAGGUAGAUUGUGUUAAUGUUUAUUGAAUUGUUAUUUGUAAAGAGCUCUGAUACAAUUUAUGUUGUACAAAAAAUAAAAUAAAAGCAUAGACUAUAUA